Glycine soja is the source of this 1162-nucleotide messenger RNA. RefSeq names its product probable enoyl-CoA hydratase 1, peroxisomal. Gene Ontology annotation, cellular component: peroxisome. The coding region runs from base 129 to 965 and encodes 278 amino acids. The record is from RefSeq and is a predicted model, not a curated record. NCBI's taxonomy places the organism in Eukaryota, Viridiplantae, Streptophyta, Magnoliopsida, Fabales, Fabaceae. The transcript has 3 exons.
AAUUACCUGACACGUCAUUUCGUUGUCCGAUAAUCCCUUCGCGUCACGCACUUCAAUUCAACACUCCAUCCUCAGAAAACGACCCCUCCUCCGUCUCUUCUUAAGCCCAUUUCUUGCUAAUCAAUCCAAUGCUUAUCUCUCGAAGCGUGCAAGAUCGAUUCGGGUCGAACAUGGAUGGGAAAUCGCCGGAGAAACUAAUACUGGUGAACCGCGAGCCAAACGGCGUCGCACUGGUGACGAUUAACCGUCCCGGUUCCCUUAACUCGCUGACCCGGCCCAUGAUGGUGGACCUGGCCCAGGCUUUCAAGAGGCUCGACCGGGACGAGUUGGUGCGGGUCAUUAUAUUAACCGGGUCGGGCCGGUCAUUCUGUUCGGGCGUGGAUCUCACGGCCGCUGAGGACGUGUUCAAGGGCGAUGUGAAGGACCCGGAGAGCGAUCCGGUGGUGCAAAUGGAGCUCUGCCGCAAGCCAAUUAUCGGAGCCAUCAGAGGAUUCGCCGUCACUGCUGGCUUCGAAAUUGCCCUCGCCUGUGACAUCUUGGUUGCUGCCAAGGGAUCUAAGUUCAUGGAUACUCAUGCUAGGUUUGGGAUAUUUCCUUCGUGGGGUUUGUCUCAGAAGCUUUCGCGCGUCAUAGGGGCCAAUAAAGCCCGCGAGGUAUCUCUCUCAGCCACACCUUUGACUGCAGAGGUAGCUGAGAAGUUGGGUUUCGUGAACCAUGUUGUUGAAGAGGGUGAAUUGUUGAAGAAAAGCAGGGAAAUUGCGGAUGCCAUUGUGAAAAAUAACCAAGACUUGGUGUUGAGGUACAAGGCGGUCAUCAAUGAUGGCCUCAAGCUGGAUCUUGGCCAUGCACUUUCCCUUGAAAAGGAGAGGGCUCAUAAUUAUUAUAAUGGAAUGACGAAGGAGCAAUUCAAGAAGAUGCAGGAAUUCAUAGCUGGUCGAAGUUCCAAGAAACAGUCCAAAUUGUAGGUUCUUUAUUUUCGCCGAUCUCUCGUGCUGUAAAUGUGUAUAUGUUUGCUUCCCAAAUUUGAGGUUUUACGAACACUAUUCCAUACAAAAUCUGACAACCUUGGCUUUUAAUAGUGAAUUAUAUAAAUGAUAGCAGUUCCUCGUUGUCAGAAUUCAAAAUUAAUGUUAUGAAUUAUUUAUGGUUUUUGUUGACUUAA